AUGUCGGAAAUAGUUGACUGUAUCACUUGGAUUGUCCGGAAGUCGUGUUGGUCAUUUUAUGUGUUCUGUAAGUUUCUUUUACUUCGUUUUCUUGAUCUGUUGGGUCUUAUUUUCAACAUCCUUGCUUGUCUAACGAUAAUAAGACUACCAUGUAUGAUAAGACAGUUCAUCGACAUGGACAGUAUGGUUGAAUGGCGGUUAUUUGGUAUCAUUCAAUUUUGCAUCUUCCUUUUCGAUAUACCAGUGAUGUUCAUGGCUCUCGCUCUUUUUGUUUUUUCUUUUGGCCUGCUUUACAUUCCCAUGGUGCGAGAAAUUCAAGAGAAAGGAAUAAAGUGCGACUAUAAUCAUAGAAUUGAUAAGUUAUACUUUGGUGGUUUUGCACUUCGAAAAUUAGUGGCUCGUUGUUUUCUUCAACAUUUUACAGGAAUGUUAUGCAUCCCAUUGCUUUUCAUCACAUUAUUGUCUUGGCGCUCCGUUAUUCUUGUCAAGAAGCUUCGUCAAUAUGAUUAUUUUAAGUGGGAAUGGCGAAAAGUUAUUCUCUUACAAUUACAAUUGUUUGUCGACAUUCCUUGUGUAUUCGUGCUAUUGUUUGUCGUCAUUACGUGGCGUUUACCCUUUUAUAUUCACGAGGUUAAAAAAAUACGAAAGACUCGUGGUUGGAGUCGUUGGCGCUAUGUGGCUUUUAAGCAUUUAUUUUUAUUAUUUGUAGACCUUCUUUGUUUACUUUUAUGUUGCUUAACACUAGUCACAUGGCGUUCUGUGUUUCUUGUUAAAACACUGCUGAAACAAAAAUCUGACAACCCUACUAAGAAUUUACUGUCCAAUCGCUAUCAAUGGAAAGCCAGACGCAUUGUUGUCCAACAAUUUCUUCUCAUCUUUGUCGAUAUUCCUUGCAUUUUUUGUUUUCUUAUCAUUUUGAUAACGUUAUGGCGUUUACCGCGAUUUAUUAAGAACAUUCAAAAAAGUGAGUGGAAAAUAAGAAAGAAUUGUGUAUACCAAGCUGGAAUGAUGUUCGUGGAUUUAUCCUGUUUCUUUAUCUUAGCAAUAGUUUUCAUUACUCUAUGGAGACUGAAUCCAUUUCUAAAGGAUUUACGAAAGUACAAGAAACGAGACUCUGAGAGACGAUCUACGGAGAGCGCUGUUUCUAAGACAGAAAUAUACGUUGUAUCUCGUACAGCUUCGUGGAAAAUCAGAAAGACAAUUUGCAAGCAUUUCAUUUUCCUAUUUAUUGAUAUACCAGCCAUGAUAGCUUCUAUAUUCAUCUUCCUUACCGUAUACAGAAUACCAUCUUUGAUGUCAAAGCUUAUUCAGUCUGGGAACUUUUAUGUUGAAUUUGCUAUGAUUAUUUUCAUGGAAGUGGGAAAGUUAUUCAUCGAUAUGAUUUUCAUGGUUUUGUUUUUUCUUUUCAUGAUAAUGCGUCCCGUUGCAUCUUGGGUGUACUUGCUCGAAGAUGACGACCAUAAGCAGUAUCGUCUCGUCAGUAAUCAUUUAAAAUGGAUUCCUGAUAUGGUCAAAGAAACGCGAUUAAAACUGCGAAUUGCGUUGGAUGAAGAGUUUUCUCUGUGUUUCAAAGAUGGAAUUGAUGUUGUACGAGCACGCUUACGCAUGUCUCAAGUUUGUCUGCCAUAUUUAGAAAAGUGGAGAGCAUUACGCGAGAAGAUUAUGGAGAACGAUGCAUAUACUGAUCUUGCUCAUUUGAUUGACACGGUUAUUUGGUAUGAAGGAAGAAGGCCUUACAAAAUGAUUCGUCUCUAUGCCUGUGAACUUGCAUAUCUUGCAAAACCAGUUCCACUUGUUCACGAUAAAAAUCUUUUCCAGUAUCGCAAAGAAAUGGAAAUGUUUGAAGAGAAAGCCGAGUCAGCGCACAGCAAUCUUUUGAAGUUUACACCGGCUAAAGUAAAACUUUGGACGAAUAAAAGUGGGCUAUUCGUAAGAGACCGGAAGGAAACUCAAAAAAUAUUGUUGGCAUUACCCGGUGGUCACAUUGUUGAUAUGAUAUUGAUUUUGAUUAACAUCAUCUUGAUAUACCGUACUCCUAAACUCUUCAUAAGUUUGCAUCGUCGUUGGUAUGAUCGUCAUACGAUUAUCAUGAAAUCAUUAAAGGAAUAUUGUUUAGAUGGCAUUACUCUGCUGCGAAUAUUUUUUGUGCUUAUCUUUGUAUAUCGAGCACCAAGUCUGAUUCUGGACAUUACCAUUGACAUAUUCAAUAAACACAGUUGGACUGCAGUUAGAGCUACCGCCAAACGAUAUCCAGUAAUGAUUGUUAAAGAUUUCGUUAAUUUAUUUACCAUGAUAUUGCACUGGCGUACUUUGCGUUUUAUCUUUACUGCGAUACUUUAUGGUUUAUUAAUACCAGCAGAUGUUAUGUUGACGGUGUUCAAAUGUUCGUUUAAGAAAUGUACGGCGUAUAUUGUCACAACUGUCUUCUUCCUCAUUUUUUUAGGAUUCCCAUUUUUAUUCCCUUUUUACUUUGGUGAGGUUAUGUUGAACAAUGGCUUUGGGAAUAAAAUUUCUUUCGCUAUUGCUGCAUAUGGGUUAUCAUUUGUCGUUCUCCAGCUACUCUUGAUAAAAAUCUUAAUAAGAAAUCGAGGAAGCAAGUUUUCCGUUGCUCCAGAACCUUAUGACUAUGUACGUAUAAAUUGGGAGAAUGUACAUAUUAUUGUGUUCGAGGUUGUCGAAAUGUUACAAUUGGUAGCCCUUGUUUUUAGCAUGUCCGGCAUACCAGUGGCUGGUAACCGCAUUCUCUAUAAAUACUCAAACUAUUUGCUUUUCAACUUUUUAUCGUUCGAACUCAAACUGUCACUCACUGUUGCAGCGUUUACGACGUGGUUUGUAAUUUGUGGAGCUCCAAUUAUUUUUGAAAAUAUUUUAGAAGAUUUACGUGAAGGAAAGUGUGCAGCAAGGGGAUGGAGGCUACUCAUGUCUAUAUUUUCUAAUACAUUAUUUAUCUCAAUUAUUGAAGGAUUAUGUGGCUUGGUAGCUUGUAAAUAUCCCAAUGUACCUGGAGCGAUGGCAAAUCACAGUAAUUUUACAUUGGUACUCAUUGACCAGGAGUCAAUAUCAUGCUGGCAAGGAGAACAUCGUGGUAUUGCUUUGUUUGGUUUGUGGGGGUUCUUUUGGUACACAAUUACUGCAAUUGUCUAUGGUACAGAAUAUGGUGAAGUUGACAGUCCUGAUGCGGACAUCAAAUUUUCUCCAGUCUACAAUACGUUGAUAAAUCUUGUGAAAGCCGUCAUGAUCGGUAGCGUUGUAUUGUUUUCAGAUGAAUUCUAUUUUGUUUUGGGUUUGCUGUUUGCACUUUCUCUAAUUGCUCUAGUCUUCACGCUUUCUUUUGAACGCAUAUUUGGAUUUGCUUCGUGUAAUUCCGUGUCAGUCAGUUACUUUCGUGUCGCUUCGUUUGUUAUUUUAAGUGUUGCAGUCAUAGCAGCAUUCGUUGCAAAGCGUUUGGGUGAUAAACAUUCAUUCUUACCCGUGGGAAUCCUUCUUGGUGCAAGUUUUAUCACAUUACUCGUGUUUUGUGUUGCAUCUUAUCGUCGAAAAAAGCUAACAAACACAGAAAUACAACGUGCCUUAUUCCGUCAACUGAUCUUGAAGCUUGAGAGCAGUUUGGAAGGAAAUUAUAUGAUAUCUUCUUGGAAUAGCAAGAGAAAACAAUGGCGUAGACUUGUAAAUGGCGUUUACCAUGCUCAAAAGUAUGACAGAAAUGUUUCACCUGAAGUCUGGCAGGGAAUUGAAAUGACAGGCACAAGUUUUGAAGACGCUAUUCCUCCAGCAUCCCCUCCUUCAGAACUGACAUUGCAACAUCCAGUUUUAAGUGCACCACUUACUUCAGAUUUUUCGAGUGCAAGACACGGAUCUUCAUUUAAUGUAACAAGCACCAUCCCUUCCCAUCAUUCUAGUGUAUCUUUAAGUGAAGAAAAACCGGGGGAAUUGCAUACUCUUUCGCCAAGUAGUGAAAGCAAUGAUUUGGAGAACACUGUUAACAGUGACUGCCGACUUAUAUCGGUGAUGCCUGACAAGUAUGAUGACCAAUAUGACGUAUAUGAUUUUUUGAAAAGUGCUGGGAAUUCUAAUCCUUUAAUUGAUGAUUAUAAACACUUUCAAAAAUCAAUGAGUAGAUUGCAGCGCUAUGGAAAAAGUCUUCUUUUAUAUUUUGAACGUCACAUUUUCUUUCGUGCGUUCUCAUUCUCAUUUGUGUUACAAUUACCAUUGUGGCGAGAUGCAGUAGCAGGCAGUGAUUGGACUGGGUUAGUUCAUUGUAUUCAAGUCCUCGAGAAUUCUCUCACCGGAAACUUCAACCAACCCACGUCUCUCGAUAUAUCGCUAGGUGACGAAUAUAUGUCGCCUGGCAUACUAGGUGAUGACCCGGAUGAUGGCUCACCGCCUGCUUUCACUCCUGAACCACGUGACCCAGAAAGCAUCAAACGCAUAUCUGAUGGUGAGCGAGAAAAGGCGUUACACGAUAUUGAACGUUUGUGCUCUGAACAUCUGACGUGGUGUGCUGUGUUCGACAAACUUUUGCCAAAAAUACCGGUUAUUCGUAAGUGGAGCAUCGAAGAUGAAUCACACAGUUUUGAACUCGUUUUACGACGUUCUUGCCAAGCGAAAAUUGUUGAUGUUGGACCCAAAGGAAUUAAACUAGCCAAAGGAGCCGUGAUUGCUUUACCUAAACUUGUCAAAGGCAUACUUCACGAUAAUCGCCUGAAGUUUGAAAAACACUGUGAGCCAAUUGGCAAGAAGGGUCCAUUGUCCGUUUCACUUUCCGAAGUUGAAAUAUUGAAGAUAGGGGAGAAAAUUUAUUUCGGUUCGAGUGGAAAAAAGAUCAGCGUAGAGAAGGCUAUUAACUCUGUAAAAGAAAUUGAAUGGUACUGAUUAGGUUAGUGACCGUAUUCCAUAUAGACAGCGGAAGGAAAUAUUUGUAUUUCUGUAGCAUACAAAUAUUUAAAUAGAUCAUUGUAAGUAUAGUAAGUAUAGUUGUAGUGUAAAAAUAAGUAGUUAAGUAGGUAAUCGUAUAUUUAUGGAGGUAUUGUAGUAGGGAGGCUCUUUUUUUCUCGCUCUGUAAACUGUAAAGUUUUGUUACCUCACAGUAUAAUAAAUGAAAGGAAUCGUUUCAAA
Molecule: messenger RNA, 5115 nt
Organism: Xenia sp. Carnegie-2017
Lineage: Eukaryota; Metazoa; Cnidaria; Anthozoa; Malacalcyonacea; Xeniidae
Source: RefSeq, a predicted model, not a curated record